UUUUGACCAUGACAAGCGAAGCGACAUCCUUGCUACCACCCCGCACACCGACCGACAGCGACAGCGACGUCGAGGCAGCUCUCACCAUCGAGACGCCGAUGAAUCCGCGCACUGAGAUCCUCGCUCUCCUCCACUUGGCUGGCCCUAUGUUUGCGACCUUCUUGCUCGAGAUCUUGCCGGGUUUCCUCUCCAUCGUGCUCGUGGGACACAUGAACUCGCCGCACACCAAAGAGUUUGUGGACGCUGCCACCAUGUCGACUGUCUUCUUCAACGUCUGCGGCCUCUCGAUCGGCGUCGGCCUCACAACGGCCAUGGACACACUCUGCUCACAGUGCGUCGGUGCCGGCAAGGAGCACCUUCUCGGCAUGUACCUCCAAAGCGGCCUCGUUGUUCUCCUGCUGGCGUACGUGCCGAUGCUGGUGCUGAAUUGGCACACGACGUACUUUCUCGAAGCCUUGGGACAGGACCCGAUGGUCGCGACGCUCGCGGGCGACUUUUCCUGCAUCACCAUCUUCUCGCUGCCACUCAUCUUUGUCUACGAGCUUCUCAAGAAGGUGCUCCAGGCCCAGGAGAUCGUGUCGCCCAUGGUCUACAUUGCGGUCCUCAGCAACUUUAUCUUUGUCGCUGUCGGUUAUUACCUCUGCUACGUCACCGACAUUGGAUUCCUCGGAGCUGCGUAUGCUCGGGUCUGGUGUACUGCUUCGAUGCCGAUCCUGGCACUCCUCUACUUGGCGUGGCGCCCAGUGUACAAGUCGUGGUGGCCCACCGACACGUCGGCCGCGAGUCAGUGGCGCGACGCAGUCGCUCACGUUCCCGAAUUCAUCACCCUCGGUAUUCCAGGCAUGCUCAUGAUGCUCAUGGAGUGGUGGGCGUUAGAGAUCCUUGCUUUCAUGGCGGGAUGGCUGCCGUCCCCUGUGCUCUCGCUCAGUGUCCACUCGGUUUUGGUCAACAUUACGUCGCUCGUCUACAGCGUCUACUUUGGCAUCUCGGAGGCGACAACUGUCCGUAUCGGUCUUGCCCUCGGCGCUAACGAGCCCAUGCGUGCACGCGCCAUCAGCGGGUUGGCCCAACGCGUCGCAUUUGUGGCCGCGCUGCUCGUCGCCAGCUUCUUCGUUUUGACGCACAAUGUGCUGCCCGCCCUCUUUAUCAACGACCCCGACUCGAUUGCAGAAACGCAGCGCGCCUUAUAUCUGCUCGCACUCUUCGAGUUCGUCGACGGCACAAACUGCGUUGUCCAAGGAAUUUUGCGAGGCAUGGGUCGCCAGUCCAUUGGUGCCUACGUAAAUGCGGCUGCGUACUACGCUGUGGGCAUCCCCAUGGCGGCUCUCUUUGGCUUUUACUUUGAGGGCAACGUGUUCGGUCUCUGGGCUGGUAUUGCCCUUGGCCUCCUUACGGCGUGCUGCAUCUUUUCGUGGAUUUUGCGGGGCACGGACUGGCGCGCGGCCGCCAGGAAUACAUUUGAGCGCAUGGCCGACACGUCGUCCAAGUAUUAG
Messenger RNA from Saprolegnia diclina VS20, 1493 nucleotides. RefSeq lists its product as hypothetical. Gene Ontology annotation, cellular component: membrane. Bases 9 to 1493 code for a protein of 494 amino acids. Gene Ontology annotation, biological process: xenobiotic detoxification by transmembrane export across the plasma membrane. Lineage: Eukaryota; Oomycota; Saprolegniomycetes; Saprolegniales; Saprolegniaceae. The transcript has 8 exons. Gene Ontology annotation, molecular function: xenobiotic transmembrane transporter activity; antiporter activity. The record is from RefSeq and is a predicted model, not a curated record.